Neltuma alba is the source of this 574-nucleotide messenger RNA. RefSeq names its product tRNA 2'-phosphotransferase 1-like. Bases 14 to 475 code for a protein of 153 amino acids. Gene Ontology annotation, molecular function: tRNA 2'-phosphotransferase activity. Gene Ontology annotation, biological process: tRNA splicing, via endonucleolytic cleavage and ligation. Lineage: Eukaryota; Viridiplantae; Streptophyta; Magnoliopsida; Fabales; Fabaceae. The transcript has 6 exons. The record is from RefSeq and is a predicted model, not a curated record.
AAUUUUACGUCACAUGGCAUCUGGAUUGAAUUUGAAUGUGCGGAGCGAUGGUUUUGUGAAGGUUAAUGAUCUAUUGAAGCUGAAUAUGAAGACGUUUGCCAACAUUCCAUUAAAAUUGCAUACUAUCGAUGAAAUUAGGGAGGCCGUCCAAAGGGAUAACAAGCAGCGGUUUAGCCUUAUAGAAGAGAAUGGGGAGCUGUUAAUACGAGCUAACCAAGGCCACACAAUUACGGCUGUUGAGACCGAAAGCUUAUUGAAACCAAUCCUUUCAGCUGAAGAAAUUCCUGUCUGUGUGCAUGGGACCUACAGAAGAAACUUGAAUUCAAUUUUAGAAUCUGGUCUGAAGCGCAUGAAGAGAUUGCACGUUCACUUUUCAUGUGGUCUACCUACAGACGGUGAAGUAAUAAGUGGUAUGAGGCGGGAUGUCAAUGUCUUGAUCUUUCUAGAUGUUCGAAAAGCUUUGGAGGAGGUAUGAAGCUUUACAUUUCUGAAAACAAGGUGAUAUUGACAGAAGGUUUUGAUGGGGUUGUGCCAGCCAAGUAUUUUGAGAAGAUAGAAUCAUGGCCAAGCAGAC